AUGGUUAAGAAAGAACUUGACAAGCGCAUCACAGCGCUGAUACGAAAUGGAGUUCAGGAAAAGAAACGAUCCUUCUUCAUCGUUGUAGGCGACCGCGCCAAGGACGUCAUCGUCCAUCUACACUACAUCCUUUCCCACGUCGACAUCAAGCAAAACCGGUCGGUACUAUGGGCCUACAAGCAGAAACUCAUUGGUUUCACCAGUCACCGAAAAAAGCGAGAAGCAAAGAUAAAGAAAGAAAUAAAACGCGGUAUUCGUGAAGCGAACUCGGAAGACCCCUUCGAGCUAUUCGUCAGCUCCCAGGAUAUCAGAUAUGUAUACUAUAAAGAGACGGAAAAGAUUUUGGGAAAUACGUAUGGAAUGUGUAUUCUUCAGGAUUUUGAGGCUAUUACGCCCAACCUGCUGGCAAGGACGAUUGAAACCGUGGAGGGGGGUGGCUUGGUCAUCAUGCUGUUGAAGACAAUGACGAGUUUGAAGCAGUUGUAUACGAUGUCGAUGGAUGUUCAUUCGCGGUAUAGGACUGAGGCUCACGGAGACGUGGUGGCGAGGUUUAACGAACGAUUUAUAUUAUCGCUUGGAGAUUGUCAGAGCUGUUUGGUCAUAGACGACGAAAUGAACGUUCUACCGAUAUCAGGCGCCCGACAUGUCAAACAGCUACCUCCAGUAUCCUCGGACAACAAGGAUUCGAAAUCGAAGAAAGAAUUGGAUGCGGUGAAGGAGAUGGUGGCAGAUGUCCAACCUACAUCUUCAUUGGUUAACCUGGCAAAGACGGCCGAUCAGGCUCAGGCGCUGUUGACCUUCAUCAAAGCGAUAACAGAAAAAACCCUCCGAAGUACAGUCACAUUAACGGCCGGCCGUGGGCGAGGAAAGUCCGCAGCACUCGGUGUUGCAAUUGCUGCGGCAGUAGCAUACGGCUAUUCCAACAUCUUCAUAACUUCCCCCAGUCCGGAGAACUUGAAAACCCUCUUUCAAUUCAUAUUUAAGGGUUUCGACGCUUUAGGCUAUACCGAUCAUCUCGACUACAACAUCGUCCAAUCUACAAACCCAGACUUUAACAAGGCCAUUGUCAGAGUCAAUAUCUUCCGCCAGCAUAGACAGACGAUUCAGUACAUCCAACCCGCAGAUGCGCACGUCCUAGGACAAGCAGAACUAGUAGUAAUCGAUGAAGCCGCCGCAAUCCCACUCCCUCUGGUUCGAAACCUCUUGGGUCCAUAUCUUGUCUUCAUGGCUUCCACUAUCAACGGCUACGAAGGCACAGGUCGAUCUCUUUCCCUCAAGCUCAUCCAGCAACUGCGUGAUCAAUCCCGUAAUACCAGCAAACCCGCCGAUUCCAAAGAUAACGGUGUUCCAGGCGGCCGUCAACUCCAAGAAAUAGUCUUGAACGAACCAAUUCGUUAUGCCCCCGGAGAUUCAGUUGAAGAAUGGCUAAACAAGCUCCUCUGCUUAAACGCCACACUUCCUCGGAAGUCCAGCAUCAAAGGUUGUCCUCACCCGGAUGAAUGCCAGCUAUACAACGUUAACAGAGAUACUUUAUUCUCAUACAACAAGGUUUGCGAAGCAUUCCUCCAAAACAUGAUGGCACUCUACGUUGCAAGUCACUAUAAAAACUCCCCGAACGAUCUUCAACUAAUGAGCGAUGCACCCGCGCACCAACUUUUCGUUCUACUACCUCCAAUUGAUCCAAACUCCAAGGAAAUCCCGGAACCACUGUGUGUAAUUCAAGUGGCCUUGGAAGGUCAGAUCUCAAAGCAGUCAGUACUGAGCCAACUUGGUCGAGGGCAGCGCGCAGACGGAGAUUUAAUCCCCUGGCUCGUGACCCAACAAUUCCAAGACGAAGACUUUGCUACUCUAUCCGGCGCAAGAGUAGUCCGUAUCGCCGUGAACCCAGAAUACACAAAAAUGGGCUACGGUUCUAAAGCCCUCCAACUCCUCCAAGAGUUUUAUGAAGGAAAAUUCGCCAGUUUGGAUGAAAAUGAUACCUAUAUUAACGAGAAAAUGGUCAGAAUAACAGACGAAGAACUUGAAGAUGCUUCUUUAACCACCGACAAAGUCGCCGUCAGAGAGAUGAACGCCAUGCCUCCACUUCUCCUCCGCCUCAACGAAAAGAGACCAGAUGAACUGGAUUACCUAGGUGUAUCAUAUGGCCUAACAAACCAACUUCACCGAUUCUGGAAGAAAGCAAGUUUCGUACCUGUAUACCUCCGUCAAACUCCCAACGAACUGACGGGAGAGCACACUUGCGUAAUGAUUAAAACGUUGGCAGAGAAGGAUAAAGAAUGGCUCGGCGCCUUUGCAAAAGAUUUCCACAAGAGGUUUAUCAACCUCCUAGCCUACCAAUUCAGGGCAUUCCCAUCAGUCCAGUCAUUGUCGAUCAUGGAAUCUGCUACCGCCGGUGCAGCAUUAGCAAACAUCCCGACAAUACCUCUACGAAGGGAUCAACUCGACGAACAAUUCUCGCCAUUCGACUUGAAGAGACUGGAAUCUUAUGCGAACAGCAUGUUAGAUCACCAUGUCAUCACCGAUUUGGUCCCCUUAAUCUCAUCUUUGUACUUCACCGGAAAACUCCCAGCGACCGCUAAACUCUCCGGUGUUCAGAGCGCGAUCCUAUUGGCUAUAGGUCUUCAAAAGAAGACUACCGAAGACGUAGAAAAGGAGUUAAACCUACCCAACCAACAGGUCCUAGCUAUGUUUGUAAAGAUCAUGAGAAAAGUGUCUACUGCACUAGGAGGAAUUGUUUCACAGGCCAUUGAGGAGACUUUGCCGGCUGAACAUCACGGCAGAAAGAAAAUUGGUGCUGAGGAGGCUAUUGACGGCGGUGAGGACGAGGAGAUGGCGGAUGUGUCAAAGAGAUUGAAGCCUUUGGAGCAAACUUUGGAAGAGGACCUGGAGGAGGGAGCUGAUGAGGUUAAGAUCGCGUUGAAGGAGAAGCAGAGGGAGUUGAUUAAUGCUUUGGAUUUGCAGAAAUAUGAAAUCCCAUCUGCCUCCGGAGAAUGGGAGGAUGCAGAAAAACAAGUUACUGGCGGCAACAGCACUGGAAGAAGCACGACGAUUAGCGUCAAGUCUUCGAAACAGAUAAAGAGGAAAGCCGGCGAAUCUGCAGCAGAGAUUUAUGAAAAGGAGAUGAGUUCUACAAAAUCCUCUAAGAAGAAUAAGAGGAAGUGA
This is a messenger RNA of Orbilia oligospora ATCC 24927, 3162 nucleotides long. RefSeq lists its product as uncharacterized. The transcript is spliced from 4 exons. Bases 1 to 3162 code for a protein of 1053 amino acids. Gene Ontology annotation, biological process: rRNA acetylation involved in maturation of SSU-rRNA. The record is from RefSeq and is a predicted model, not a curated record. Lineage: Eukaryota; Fungi; Ascomycota; Orbiliomycetes; Orbiliales; Orbiliaceae. Gene Ontology annotation, molecular function: 18S rRNA cytidine N-acetyltransferase activity; ATP binding; tRNA binding. Gene Ontology annotation, cellular component: nucleolus; 90S preribosome.